This is a messenger RNA of Letharia columbiana, 1185 nucleotides long. RefSeq lists its product as uncharacterized. The coding region runs from base 1 to 1185 and encodes 394 amino acids. The transcript has 2 exons. The record is from RefSeq and is a predicted model, not a curated record. NCBI's taxonomy places the organism in Eukaryota, Fungi, Ascomycota, Lecanoromycetes, Lecanorales, Parmeliaceae.
AUGGAUUCGCUUGCAGACCUCUGGGCUCGCUCUGGCAAGAAGAAUCAGCGUCUCUACCAAGGCGGUACAGGAGACAUUGUCAAGGAGCUGGAGGCAUGGGUUGGGCGUCGCAAGGCCCACAACAACGUGUACAUGGACGUAACAUGGAAGAUGUUCGAUGUCAUGGAUUCGCUUCAACAGCUUUCCAACCAGCCUAGUGGGGUUCAGGAAGAACAUGUUCUCGGGAUGGUGGCUACACAGAUGGGCAACCUUGACCGCAGCCGGAACCUUGAGCAAGAAAAGGAGAGAGAGACGCUUCUAGCCGACUUCUUCCUCGCCUCUCUCCGAAAUCGUGGUAUCCGCUGGCCACAGAUGCCUCGCACCGAAAAAACUCAAGCCGAUGCGGACGUCUGUGCAUUUCUGGGGACUGUGGAUCAAGGUUUCAAUCCUCAAAUGGAGCUGGAGAUCUUGGAGGACAGCACACGUAUUACCCAGUGGCAAGCCGAGCUCAGAGAAAGAGACGCCAUACGUGCACAGGAGAUUGCCAACGAUCCUAUACCUGGAGUGAACACCCACCCCAUUGGACUGGUCGGAGCUCGGUUCAGGCAAGAAGUUGGCAGAGACCCUACGAUAUCUACGAGACAAGCUCUUACCAAUGCUGCGCAUGGUAUCAUGAUUCCAGACGCUGUGGACUUUGCUAUGGGUGGCAGUUCUACGAACACAACCAGCACUCCUAGCGCCACCCGCGAAGCAACUCGCGCUACGGGCGAGAAUGCCCCUACGACAGACUAUGCGGCUGUCUACAUUGCCGACAUGCUUGGCAAUAUCAACAUAGCUACGGAUCCUUCAUCCAUUACCGUGGCCAAUUUACCUGACAGUAUGAAUACUGCUGCGGCUUCUUCAUCGAGCAAUGCUCCUGCCGCCCCUGACAUCACAUAUGUUGCUCUGGAGGCUUCGUCCAGCACUCCCGCCAACACCUCUGUCAAUACAAACAUCACUGCGGUUACCGAAACUGGUACCAACGAUCAGACCCUGCCUGGAACGGAUGGCCAAGACGAAGUCAGCAAGACAACAAAGGCUAAGAAGAAGAGAGAGGGUAGGAAGAGAGCCAAGGCUCGAGCAAAGGAGGCGGCAACGGAAGCAGGAGAUUCCGUUGGCAAUGAUGAUGAUGACGACGGGGAUGUUCCGGACCUCAUGGAUGAUUGA